Molecule: messenger RNA, 1863 nt
Organism: Saprolegnia parasitica CBS 223.65
Lineage: Eukaryota; Oomycota; Saprolegniomycetes; Saprolegniales; Saprolegniaceae
Exons: 10
Coding region: 1-1863 (620 amino acids)
Source: RefSeq, a predicted model, not a curated record
AUGGACGCGACCCCAGCGACGGCUGAGGAGCAGCCGUCGACGGAAGAAGCGCUGCCUCAUGGAGCCAAGGAGCCGCGGAAGAUGGAAGCGCUGCGCAAGAUGGACGAGCACCGGUCAGAGGGGACGCGUUGCGCCAUGACGUCGUCCAAGAGCAUGGAGAGCAUCGGCGCCGCCAAGUUCUACGAGCUCACGGUCGAGGAGCGCCGGAAGAAGUACUCGAUGAGCGCGCGCAACUCGUCGUACUGGCUGCAGGUCGUCGCUCGGUCGCACUCGGACCUCUCGCUGCAAGCGACGGCGCCGAUCGAGCCCAAGCCCAUCGAGACUCUUCGCAGCAGUAGCUGGAAGUCCGUCGAGUCCCACGACACGAUCGAUGAGCCGAACUGUUCGAGCAUCGACGAAGUCGUCUUCGAGCACCAGCGGUACCAGCUGGUGCUGGGCUGGGGAUCCAAGGGCUGCCUUUUGCCGCUCGACCCAAAGAAGUAUGCGACAGCGCUUUACGAAGCGCAGUUUCCGGUCUUCCCGACGAUCGCACUGCCGUCGGAUGUCAGCGACGAGGGUUGCGGACGCUGGGAGUGGAUCACGCCCUGGCAGAUCCAUGUAAACGCUGACAACGAUGGAUGGCGCUACUCGACAAGCUUUAGCCACCUACGACUCGAGUCGACGGCUUGUUCUGGCUACCACCGCAAGACGACGUUUUGCAGGCGACGCAAGUGGGUGCGCCGGCGUCUCUUCGUGCCGCUGCACUCACCGUCGAUGCUGCAGCCAUGCGGCAUGGACGGUGCGCCUCUGGAGCGCAAGUGUGGUUGGCUCCACAAGCUCGGGCACCGACGCAAGAGCUGGAAGCACCGGUUCUUCGUCCUCGACGGCUCUGUCUUGCAGUACUACACGGACGACGUCAGCAAAGUCAAGACCCCGAAACUCAAAGGCGAGGUCCUCCUAUUCCACAAAGACACGACGGUCCACUACGCCGAUGAGCCAGCGGCCGGCCGCGCCUUUUGCUUCGCGAUCGACGCCGGCGCGUACUCGCUCUUGCUUCAAGCAGCGUCCGAACGCGAUCGCGAAGCGUGGAUCUACGCAAUCGAAGAUGCAAUCUUGUGUCGCGACUCGUACAGUGCGCUCGACGACCAAGCCGCCGACGACAGACGCAGUGACGUCAUGCGCCGACGAUCGCUGAGUACAACAUCCGUUGUGGCAUCAAUGGGUGGUGCCCAGGACGAUGACGUGCACGCUUUGUACGACGCCAUCGUGGGUCUCUAUCGGGACGCGACCUCGUAUCGCAUGUUUGUCGAGCGCACGCUGGCCGAGGUUCUUGACCGGUUUUGCGAGCACAUGAAGCGCCAGGGAAAAGAAGACAAUGCGAUUGAAGGCGUCUACUACAGCGCGCGCGAAUCGUCCUUGGAUCUUCUGUACUCGAUGCUCCGACUUUCGUUCACGGGCGGAAAUGCUGCGCUCGAAGAGUUUGAGGACCGUCGGCGCUGGCUCGCUGAAAAACCUCAGUCGUUCUUCGACAUCCGACCGGCUCACAUGUCUCAGAGCAACUGGGCUGCGUGCAUUGACAAACUCAAUGCCCUCGAUAUCCACGUGUUGCCGUCGGAGAAGGGCCUUGCGCUUGUCGAGGCUGCCAAGAGUAUUUACACUGUAUAUCAUGCCGAGCACGCGAGCGUCAACACCGAGCACCUCGCGGCCGACGACUUCCUUCCCAUCUUCAUAUACGUACUGUGCCAAAGCUCUCUCACAGAGCUCCCCCUCACCCGACGCGUCUUGAGCGAGACGACGAUCUCGUCCAUCAUGAUCGGCGAAAUCGGCUACUACACGACGAUGCUCGAGGCAGCCGUCGAAUUCGUUUGUUCGUUUCACGGGUAA